Messenger RNA from Lagopus muta (rock ptarmigan), 1919 nucleotides. It is a transcript of the gene HERPUD2, whose product is annotated as HERPUD family member 2. Lineage: Eukaryota; Metazoa; Chordata; Aves; Galliformes; Phasianidae. Gene Ontology annotation, biological process: endoplasmic reticulum unfolded protein response. The transcript has 8 exons. The coding region runs from base 314 to 1534 and encodes 406 amino acids. Gene Ontology annotation, molecular function: protein binding. The record is from RefSeq and is a predicted model, not a curated record.
GAGGAGGGAGGCCGCGCUUCCGGCCUCCAUUUUAUACAAACAGCAGCGGGCCGCAGGUCGAGGCUGUGCGGCUCAGCUCGGGUUUUCCUGUGGGUGCGGGAGGGCGGCUUUCUGAGGGUGGGCGCGUGUCUGUUGGCGCCGCGCCGCCCCCCGCCCUGCCGUGCUCCGCCCUGCCCUUCCCGCCCGGCGCGGUGAUGGGCGCCCCCCGCUGCCUGCGGAAGUUCCGCCCCGCUCGCUGAGCCCAUCCGAGCGCCCGCGGCUCCGAGCGGCUCCGUGUGCCGGGGGGGGGGGGGAGAGGGGCAGGCCCGGCGGCAUGGAGCAGGGCGUGGUGGGCCAUCCGGUGACCCUCAUCAUUAAGGCGCCCAACCAGAAGUAUACCGACCAGACCGUCAGCUGCUUUCUGGACUGGACCGUGGGCAGGCUGAAGUCGCACCUCUCCGACGUUUACCCCAGCAAACCGUCCACAAAGGAUCAGAGACUGGUGUAUUCUGGCAGACUGCUUCCUGAUCACCUGCAGCUGAAAGAUGUUCUCAGAAAACAGGAUGAAUAUCAUAUGGUUCAUCUGGUGUGUACUUCCCGGACACCCCCAAGUUCUCCAAAGCCAAGCACCAGUAGAGGUGGUCACGGAGCUUCAACCUCCAGCAGUAGCUCAAGUUUGGACCAUUCUGGAUCAACUGCAGCCUCACCCACAAACCAAGAAGCUUCAUCUCCAUCUUUGAACACUGGUGCAGAUGGAGUGAGACAUCGUAAUCUCCCACAAGCACAGAGUGAUCCCAUACCGAGCCACCAGUUUCCUUAUUUAAUGCAGGGCAAUAUAGGCAACCAGUUUCCAGGCCAGGCUAUUCCUGCUGGAUUUCCUGUGUAUCCUGCAUUCAGUCCCUUACAGAUGAUAUGGUGGCAACAAAUGUAUGCACGUCAGUACUACAUGCAAUACCAAGCUGCUGUUUCAGCCCAAGUGACAUCCAGCACUGAACCAGUGAGAUCUGCGGUCGCUCAGGCUGUAAAUUCCCAACGUGCUCCUGCAAAUGAGCCUGCAGCAGUGCCGAAUGUAGCCAUCCAGGAGAACAGGCCUGUGAACCCCAAUGUCCAGAUGAACGCCCAGGGAGGCCCUGUGGUGAAUGAGGAGGACUUCAACCGGGAUUGGCUGGACUGGAUGUACACAUUCUCUAGAGCAGCCAUUCUUCUGAGCAUUGUAUACUUCUAUUCUUCCUUCAGUCGGUUUGUCAUGGUAAUGGGAGCCAUGCUACUGGUUUACUUACACCAGGCUGGAUGGUUCCCCUUUAGGCAAGAGGGUGGCCAGCAACAAGCAGCCAAUAAUGUGGAAGGGAACCGUGAUGGGCAAAAUGCAAAUAAUCCUGAUCUUGAAGAGAUGGAACGACUUAUGGAUGACGGGAUUGAUGAAGACAGUGGAGAAGAUGCUGGUGAAGAUGCCAAUAUAGAGCAGCAGCCUGGAUUCAUGGCUUCUGCUUGGUCCUUUAUCACAACCUUCUUCACAUCACUCAUCCCUGAAGGGCCUCCACAGGUUGGCAAUUAAAACAAAGAGGAACUGCAUCAGACAGUCUCAGUAGCCAUACGUAGAAGUGGAGCAGAUUCUAGAGGGUGUUUUAAACGCAGUGCAAUUUCAUAAAAUUUAUAAUGUUAUCUUUUUGAUCACGGUGUACAAAAAUGUGUAAUUUUUUUCUUUUGGCUUUCUCAUGCAUUAUGUAUUUUAAGCACAAGUGGACUACUAAAUGCUUUCCUUAAGAUUCUUCUUUUUCUGAAGAAUGAAAUGUAAAGAUACUGGUCUUCCAUGUUUUAUUUUAAUUUCAGAUGUGUAUUACACUGAGGCAAAAAGCUUGUACUUAAUCUGCACCAUUACCUCUUUAAAGAGCUGUUACAAAUCAUGAACGUUGACAGAUUUUCCUAAAUGCUGACUGAAU